CGUUGGCCGGCCACUACCGGGCCGCUAGCUCGUUCGACCCGCACCAGCCCCGGGACGCCGACAUGGACGCCGACGCCGACGCCGACGCCGACAAGGAGGCGGGCCGGGCAAAGGCCAGCAUCCUCGCCAGCGUCGCGCACAUACGGAGGCUGGUGUGCGAGCCGUCCGACUUUCUCCAGAACCUCGCGACCCAGGUCAUUCCCACCGUCCCUCUAUUUGUCUCUGCGUCUGCAUGGCCUCUAUGUCAUUAUUCGUACUGAUGCUUGCAAGCUUGCUGACAGCUAAAGCCGCGAAACAGAUUGAGAUUCUCACCUGCCUGCAAUGGCUGGGCGAGUUCCAGAUCCUGGCGUGCAUCCCGCUAGAGGGCAGCGUGCCCGUUAGGGAUGUAGCGGACCUUUCAGGGGUUCCAGGCAGCCAGCUAGGGCGAGUGGUGCGUCUGACGGCGACUUGCGGCUUCCUCGACGAGCCGCAGCCAGGCUUCGUGGCCCACACCCCCCUGUCCGCGCACUUUAUCGCCAACCAGCGCUUCCUCGACGCUGCCAUGUUCCUGGCCGAGUCGGCCGCCCCCACGGCGCUGCAGAUGGCCACGGCCACGCAGCGCUUUGGACCCUCGCGCCGCCCCAGCGAGAGCGCCUACAACCUGGCCCUCAACACGAUAAGGCCCUUCCACGUGGCGCGCAUAGAGCGCCCCAAGCUCAAUCGCCAGUGGGCCGCUUAUCUUCACAACGCCGCUGGCCUGCUGAACCCGGAAGAACUGGCCCAGACCCUGUCGCAGCUCAACUGGUCCAAUCUCUCCCACGCCUGCAUCGUCGAGGUCGGAGCGCCGUCAACGUCGAUGGCUCGAUGCCUCGCAGAUCUCUACCCCAGCGCGCGCAUCACCGUGGCGGACCGCGCCGCGGGGGCGCGCUCGCCUGCCGACGCUUCCGUCUUCAUUUUCCACUUGCCCUCGGCGUCCCCCCCGCUCCUGCCCGGUGGCGCAAUCCUAGCCCAGCUACAGGAAUUCCUUAGUGUGCUGCGGGCCUGCGAUGGCGUCAUGCUAAUCCUGACAUCCCGCCUGCUGCCGGAGCCCGGCAGCCUGCCCGAUCCUAACGUCGAGGCAGUUGCGCGCGCCCGCGACCUGGGCAUGGGCCAGCUGGCCAAUGAGGGCGAGAUGGAAAUGGCCGAGCUGUUCGACCUGCUCGGCUCGGUCAAGGACUCGGUCGGCAAGCUCGUCGUCACCCACCGGCUGCGCUCAAACACGGGGCUCGUCGUGGCCGUCGCGGUCAAGCACCAGGCCUUUGUGGACCCGCCCGACGCUUGAUGCGGGUGCUGAUUGGGUGGAGGGGGGCUGCAUGUAAUUACUCGGGGGGGAAGGUG
Messenger RNA from Lasiosphaeria miniovina, 1356 nucleotides. RefSeq lists its product as uncharacterized. The transcript has 2 exons. The record is from RefSeq and is a predicted model, not a curated record. NCBI's taxonomy places the organism in Eukaryota, Fungi, Ascomycota, Sordariomycetes, Sordariales, Lasiosphaeriaceae. Gene Ontology annotation, molecular function: methyltransferase activity. Bases 233 to 1300 code for a protein of 355 amino acids.